Heterostelium album PN500 is the source of this 396-nucleotide messenger RNA. It is a transcript of the gene gtf2a2, whose product is annotated as transcription initiation factor IIA gamma chain. The coding region runs from base 1 to 396 and encodes 131 amino acids. Gene Ontology annotation, biological process: RNA polymerase II preinitiation complex assembly; transcription initiation at RNA polymerase II promoter. Gene Ontology annotation, molecular function: RNA polymerase II general transcription initiation factor activity; TBP-class protein binding. The transcript has 4 exons. NCBI's taxonomy places the organism in Eukaryota, Evosea, Eumycetozoa, Acytosteliales, Acytosteliaceae. The record is from RefSeq and is a predicted model, not a curated record. Gene Ontology annotation, cellular component: transcription factor TFIIA complex.
AUGAUGUUACAACAACAAAUCAAUAAAGAAGAAAGAAUGCAACAACAACACAAGAUGAGAUAUUACGAACUCUACAGGAGAUCUACCAUCGGUGAAGCACUGACAGAUACACUCGAUGAAUUGGUGACCAAUCAAUAUAUAAGUCAGCAACUCUACGAUAAAGUUUUAUUACAAUUCGAUAAAUCUAUAAAUGAAGCAUUAGCAGACACAGUUAAAUCAAAAGCAUCUUUUAAGGGAGAUUUACACACUUACAGAUUCUGUGAUAAUGUAUGGACAUUCAUCUUGGAAAAUGCAGAGUUCAAAACAGAAAAUGAAACAAUCAAGGUCGAUAACGUAAAGAUUGUUGCUUGUGAUGCUAAUAUCUCAAAUGAAAAAGACAAGAAAGACGAGAAAUAA